AAUAUAUGAGGCUGUGCAGCUCGGCUACCUCUGUGCUGCUCUGAUGUCAGGACGCGGAGUCGUCGGAAUUCACAUUACAUUUAACGCUUAAAAGUGGCUAGAACAAGUCCAUGAAUGCGCCUGGAUGGUGAAGAUAAAGGCUCGCGGUGUGGAGAUUUCCCAACAAGUCAGCGUCUUAUUUCCGUAUAUAUUUUGCUCAGUGCCUGCAAAAAGCAUUGAGAUGUAGACACUCUUGCAAUGCCAGUGCGAAGUACUCUAAGGAGAUGUGAAAUUCAGAGCCUGAACUGCUGAAAAACCUACUAUCAUUAGAGUUUUGUGAUUUCAUUUCGAAACGGCUCCUUGUGGCUCAAAGAACAGCAGAGUUGCUCACUUUUAUCAGAACUAUGAUUGAUUUAUUGCUCUAAUACUGGGAAGGCAGACAACAAGACGAAACAAGAAUUCACAUGUUCACUUGAAAUAUACCCUGGCUUAACAGUAAUGAAAAUUAUUUUUUGUUGUUGAUCAUGUUAUAAUGAAGCUAAAAUGUCUCCCUUAACACAAUUGGCACACAGUGGGUGACAUUUAAGAGUUUGCAUUAAAAAGUUUUAAGUUCUUACAUGUUGGGGGGGGUGGGGGGUUUGGGAAGUGUCAGCAAAGAGACUGAACUUCUGACCUAACCUUUUGCAUCAUGACGAAGUUGCUCACAUUAGAAUACCGUGCCACAAAGUAUUUUGCAUUUGCAAAUGAAAAAACAACCUUUUGAGUUUGUUUGAGAGACAUGACUACAUAGGUAUUAUGUUUUACAAAAGUCGUUGCACAAUAGCCCUAAAAGUGUACUACAUUUUAAAAAGCGUUUGUAUGUCAUGAAAGAGAAUGGAUGAAUGUCGAUAACAGGUCCACAGUGUUUGCCAAGUGUGUUGAAAUAGCAAGACCACAGUGUGGGGAAGAAGAAUUUUCAGUUUUAUUUGCAGAACUUGACAACAGAAGUGGUAAAAAAAAAAUAUCCAUAGGCAGAGCAGCUUAGUAUGUACAGGGAAACUGGAACUGUUGCUCAAUGCUUCAUUUAAUAUAUAUAUUACUGAUUAUGCACAGAAGAAUUUUCUUAUGUUUGUGUGUUAUUUUUGUUUUUAUUUUUAAAUACAGAUCUUUACACUUGCUGGGAUCAGUUUGUAGCAGCUGAACUGUUUUGGAAACUGCAUUGAAUAAUCUAGUUGUCUUUACCUUUUGAAUAAAUGCCCUUAUUAUCCAGAUAGUUCAGGUACUAAAGUGUGCUUUUAAAAAGCUUAUAAAGGAAUGUGACAUCUAGAAGUAGUUUCCCAGCACAUCAUUUUUCUCACAGUUCUGUGUGGUAUGUAUUUUCAUUAGUGGUAGAUUGAGAGGCCUGUGUGUGCACGUCUGCGUGCGUCUUUGUGCAGUGCAUUGUUGGUGAUUGUAUGAUCUGGCCUCUGCGUCUCUUGUCAUGAUGUUCUAAACAUAUUGAUUAUUAUAGCCUUAUAUAGACGUGAGAAUUUUGAAUAGACAUUGGAUCUUAAUUAGAUCUACUUAUUUCAUCUUUAAGCAGAGCUGUUCAUCAUGGCACCAGCCAUUCAGCUAGUUGUUUCAUAUUUUUAUACAUUUGCAUGCUUUUGUGCAGUGAUUCCUUAGUGCAUGGAAGGGAUUUAUGACUAAGUGUGGUGUGUAAACCACAAACUUGCAGGCUGGUUAAUGCACAGCAUUGUUGUGGCAAGGCAGUGUAUCUGUAAUUCUUUCUGAGGAUAAUUCUUUACUCUGUCUAGACAGUAUACAUUGUGCAUUUUAUAAUAUAUGGUAACUUUAUAUCCACAAUUCAGAGCACAGAAGAGCAUUGAUCAGAUACUUACCAUUCAUUUUGCAGUGAAACAAGAUUUAGUUCAUUUUCUGCCCUCAAGAUUUCAUUUUUUUUUUUUUGUAUACGUAUGAAGAUGUUUCUCCGAUUUACAAAUAUUUGAACCCUGAGGUAUAAGCCAGGCCUUACAGUGUUCACUUUGCUGCACACACCCAGACUAAACUAAUUUGAAUGUUUCAAAUAGAUAUUGAAUAGCAAUUUGUAGUAGAACUUAUAUAAUCAAAUGUAUACAAAAUUGGUUAGUAUUUAUAAAGUAGGAUAAUUUUAAGAUCAUCUAGCCACCCUGAGUCUGAAAGUGCCUCUCAUUUGCACUGUUGCCUCUAUGGUCCUGGCAAAGCUGUACACCAAGCCAUUGACAUCACAUGGGUGGGGAAGGAUGUUUGAGCUGUGCAGACGUGACGUCAGUAAGCAGGCUUUCAAAACAGCAUCGAAUUGAAAUGGUGUGGUUGGCUGUGGAGUAACCACUUACAGCAACAAUGUAAACAGCAGUGUGGCUGAAGGGCUGAGACUGGAAUAGAAACACCACUCUACACUGAAGGGAGGAGCCUAAUGCCUCAGAGAUGUGAAACUAUCAGUUACUGUAGUCCCAUCCCUUACAGGGAUCCAAGGAAACAAUCCUCCCAUCCACAGAAAUUCUGGAGGGUUUCAGCCAUGCACCUCAAGUCAUACCCUAAGCCACAGAAUAAAGAAGUUAACCAGGACAGGGGACAGGAUGACACAGGAAAUCUUGUGGGUCAACGGGGUGUACUCCGAUCUGAGUGGGGUGUUCGCCAAGCAUGCAGUCUUAUGGUCUCUCCUGGCAACGGCACAGUCAACCGGUGCCCCCUCAGUGUCAUCUCCACCAAUACUCUCCGUUAUACCACUAAUGGCAGUACCACCCCCUCAAGAGCAAGUGGGAGAUUCUCUCAAUCAUGGUGCCACAAGACCAAGACGACCUCCUCCUCUGUUACUGCAUUCACCAAUUCAUUAAUGCUACUCUCCUCCUCAGCUGGCAUGGAGAAUGAAGGCUCGGUAGGAAUAUAUCAAGGAGAGGAUGGAGAGGGAUCGUUAGACAUUUGGGCUGUUAUUAAGCCUGGGAACACCAAAGAAAAAAUUGCAAUAUUUACUGCCCAGAAAUGUAGUCAUGUUGCAGCAAGUAGCAAUGACGAAGCUUUUGAAAAAGAGGAGAUUUCAACAGAAUUGCGGACAGUAUCAAUGAAAAGCAAAGGUUGCUGGGAUGGGGACUGGUCUUUAGCAAAGCGACGAAAACGGUCUGGAAAUCUAGAGAAGUCAAGAUGCAUUACUCCUCCUGCACAAAAGCCUGAAUUCUGCACAGCUCUCUUAACCUCCACCAAAAACUCAAAUCCUUCUGGAGAGAUUGUAAAGACAGAUGAAGAAGAGGGUGGAAAAACAAUCUCUGUAGUUGAAAUGGUGGCAUACUUGGAACAGAGGGCUAGUGAUCAACAUGUAGCCCCAAAACGUCCAUCAUUGCGAAGCUCCAGCACAAUUACUCUGUCCAAAGCCCUAUCCCUGCUUCCACCAGCUGAACAGCUAGCUAAAGGUCCACAGCUGUCAGAAGUCCAGGAGGAAGAGGAAUCUGUGCGUGUGCUGGAUAUGGUUGCCAAGUUGGAAUCUCAGUGCCUCAGCAGACAAAGUGCGAGAGAGGGAGGAGACCUCUCGCGCAACAACAGUCUACGGAGGAGGGUGGGACGUGUUUUGCUGGCUGGGUCUGAACCAUACUCUGCAGCACUACUUGGCCUUCCUCAGGACAAUAGAAAAGACUCUCACCCAGAGCAAGUUACUAGUGAUGUAGAUAAACCUAGAUCCCCAGCAGAAGCCUGUGUUCCUGUGCACUCGGUGCAAUUUGCACUCGGAGGUCAGAAGGUGGUCGAACAGGAGACGUGUGUUAAAGUAGACACAAUAAAUAGUCUGUGCAUUCUGACCAAUCAGUCCAGCUCUGAGCCCCAUGAGUGUAGUGUGGAGCCUCUUCCAGGCAUGCUGUUCUUUGCUCAUACUCCUCCACAGGCUCCUCAGGAGCAGAGAUGUUAUUUUAUUUCUAACAAUAUCUCCAUAUCACAAAAUGCAAAGGACUCCUCUAAUGAACCAAAGAAGGAACAAACAGGGGAACCAUCACAAAAACAGGCACUGGAAGUUUCUCCUACGGAUGUUUCUAUCAGAGAUAAUAAAUUGGAAAAUAAAUGGGAGGAUGAUCAUAAUUCGGAGGAAACGGAAGAAGAGUGUAAUGUAAAUAAUCGUGAUCCUGUGCCUUUGCGUCGCCUAGUGUCUCAUGAAUUCUUGGAGACCCGCUUUAAGAUUCAACUCCUCCUCGAGCCCCAACAGUAUAUGGCAUUUAUGCCCCACCACAUCAUUGUCAAAAUUUUUGGUUUACUGCCUACUGAAAGCCUAGCUGCCCUCAAGUGCACCUGUCAUUUCUUCAAGUUUAUAAUUGAGAGUUAUGGUGUACGCCCAGCUGACUCCCGUUGGGUCAGUGAUCCACGCUAUAAAGACGAUCCCUGCAAGCAGUGUAAAAAGCGCUAUGGGCGGGGAGACGUGUCACUUUGUCGCUGGCACCAUAAGCCCUACUGCCAGGCAUUGCCCUAUGGGCCUGGCUACUGGAUGUGCUGCAGGGGGGCCCAUAAAGACACACCUGGUUGCAAUGUGGGACUCCAUGACAACCGGUGGGUCCCUGCCUUUCAUAGUAUCAAUAUGCCAAUUUAUAAAAAAAGCAGGGACAGUGAAAAUGAUGUGUAAUGUGCUAUGAGUGCAAUGUUCUGUGAGCAAUGGUUUCGUUUUUUUCUUUUCCCUUCCUUGUUUUGGGCCAAGAGAUGCAUCAAUGUGGCUGUAACUGUUGUAGGUAAAUACUGGUUCUUGUGCCUCUACCACCAUAGGAGCAUUUUUUUUUUUGUUGUUUGUUUAUUUUUAUUUUUUUUUUAAACGUUAAAUCAGCUUGCAUCCACACUGCUGAAACUAACCUAAAUUAAUUGCUGUAUUUUGCCCCCCCGCUGACUACCAACCACCACCAAGUCUCUAGAGCCUACUCAGGUGCUUAAAGUUAAUCUGCACUUUAACCUUUAAUUGCUGAAUUUUUGUAAAUUGUCCAGGGUACUUUCAGUUUUUACUCUUAAUAUGCAUUAAUUUGUCGCACUAACAUUUCCUUCAAAAAUAUUUCCUACUCAUUGUCCUUUAAUAUAGAUACAAAAAACCUGUCAUUAUUUUAGCAUGCAUUUCAUUACAAUGAAACUUAUUUGAUUUGCUUAUAGAGAUUUAUAUAGAUUAUCUGCUCCUUUGCCCAUCUUAUAAUUAAAAUAGUUAUAAAUGUCGUGGGGUCGAAUUAGCAUUGUUUCUGGCUAGACUGAGAUGUCAUACCAGUUGUUUACACUGUACAUAGCAGAGACUUAUAUAAUAAUAUGGUGAACAGUUUCUCUAACUUUGGGUGGAACACCUUUUCAUGGUUCUCUGUAUUCCACAUUGCCACUUUACAGUUUAAGUAAACACUGUAAAUCAAGAAAAAGCAGUGUCUUUAACUUAAGAUGCCCCCUCCCUGGUAUGAUGCAGUGUUUCUCACAGGGAAACCUUUUGAACAGAGGGAGGCUGUCAACAGCAUCAUUUUUCCCAUAACCAUCUGAAUGGUGUUCUGAUUUUUAAAAAAGGGGGGGAAAAACCACGUUCAUUGCAGUAUAAAGAGAAUGGGCUCCAAACCGUGCGUUUCAGAGUUUUAAAGAGCAUUAUUAUUAUUAUACUUGUGCUGUUUCUGCCUUAUAAGGCAUUUUACUUCAAUAAAGUGUAUUCCUGGAAGAUUUGUAAGCUGCAUUUGUUUGCUGUCAUACCCUUAAAACAAAUAAUUUGCAAAUAUGUAAUGUAAAUAUUGUGUAAGUGUAGAAUAAAAUUGGGAGAAGUCACAAGGUUUCAACUAUAGGAAACUGUGGCAAGAUUUUGUGUGCAAGACUGAAAUAUCAGUAGAUUUGGUCACAGCUAUACUUUUGGAGUGGCUUAGUUGCUAUAAAGAAGAACUGAUCAGAAGUGUGUAGGGAUGAGUCACAGUUGCAAUGUGAAAAUGUUUUCUGCUCACUGAUCUGUCCAUAACUUAAGCUUUAACUAGUCCUGCUUUUGACCUGUAUAGACGUUAUAUGUAAAUACCUGAAUGUUUGGGCAGAGAAAUAUAUUGUCAGUAGCCAAAUGUAUUCUAGUAUGGUUGACCUUUUCGCUCCCCCGUCCUCCCCCACCCUGACUGUAGAUACAUAAAUGGUUGCCUUGAAGUGCACAGUAAAUUGAGUGGAUGAAUACAUAAAUUCAAUGGGCAAUAAAAUGCAUGAAAAUAUCA
Molecule: messenger RNA, 6143 nt
Organism: Silurus meridionalis
Lineage: Eukaryota; Metazoa; Chordata; Actinopteri; Siluriformes; Siluridae
Gene: fbxo34
Product: F-box protein 34
Exons: 5
Coding region: 2393-4573 (726 amino acids)
Molecular function (GO): protein binding
Source: RefSeq, a predicted model, not a curated record